GCAAUCAUCGCUCAAGGACUUCGUCUGUGCGGCGCGAUCUCAUCUAGCGGGUUGGCAUCGCGCGUGCCUUCAAGUUCCACCAGUCUCAAAGGUGACUCGAGCGGCCGUACAGGGAGAGGCCCUGAUCAUAUAUAAAGCCUCUGCUCGCGCGUGAAGCUCUCCUACGCGAUCCACAGGCCAUACGUACCCCCAAAAUGUCCGAUCACACCAUUGCCGGAUACGCUGCAGAGGCUCUCGCGAGCCUCACGCCCUCACAGCUCGAGUUCCUCCAAAAGCUCCCCAAGGCAGAGUUGCACGCGCACCUCAACGGAUCGAUCCCAUUUCCCGCCCUUCAGCAGCUCGCGAACGAGUUCCACGCGCAGAGCGGCGCAGACGCUCUCCCCGACGCCGUGCGCGCCGGCCUCAACCGUCUCCAGCACGGAGUCGUCCUAGACGAGAUCCAGGACUUCUUCGGGCUCUUCCCCGCUAUAUACGAGAUCACCUCCACCCCCGCGGUUCUCCGCCGCGCGACCCGCUCGGUGCUCGAUUUUUUCCUCGCGGAGGGGAAGGACGGGUACGCGCAAGCGGCGUACCUCGAGCUCCGGAGCACCCCACGCGAGACCCCUGCGAUGACACGCAGGCAGUACAUCGAGGCCGUGCUGGACGAGCUCGAGCAGUACCUGCCGGAGCGCGCGGCGCUGAUUGUCAGCCUGGACCGUCGGAUGGACUAUAGCACGGCGGCGGAGUGUAUAGAGUGCGCCGUCAGCUUGAAGAAGGAGGGUAGACGGGUGGUCGGCGUUGACCUGUGCGGUGACCCAACGGCGGGCAACAUGGAUGAGUUCGCUGAACACUUCCGCACCGCCAAGGCCGCUGGACUCGGCGUAACCCUCCACAUCGCGGAGACCCCCGACUGUCCUUCGCCAGAGACGCUCCGCUUGCUGUCCUAUAAACCCGACCGGCUCGGGCACGCAACGUUCCUCGACGCCGCGGCGAAGAAAAUCGUACACACGGACGAGAUGUGCAUCGAGAUCUGCCUCUCCUCCAACCUGCUCUGCAAGACCGUCCCGACGCUCGAUGCACACCACCUCCGCUAUUACCUCGGCCACGACCACCCCGUCGCGAUAUGCACAGACGACAUCCUUCCGUUCCGCAACUCGCUGUUGGGCGAGUAUGCGCUCCUCAUGGCGCCCCCACCCGUCGGUCUGGGGCUCACGGAGGCAGAAAUAGAGAAAAUCGCGAAGAUGGGCAUGGAGUCUAGAUUCCGGUAG
Messenger RNA from Trametes versicolor FP-101664 SS1, 1247 nucleotides. Its product is annotated as Metallo-dependent hydrolase. The coding region runs from base 195 to 1247 and encodes 350 amino acids. NCBI's taxonomy places the organism in Eukaryota, Fungi, Basidiomycota, Agaricomycetes, Polyporales, Polyporaceae. Gene Ontology annotation, biological process: adenosine catabolic process; inosine biosynthetic process. The transcript has 5 exons. Gene Ontology annotation, molecular function: adenosine deaminase activity. The record is from RefSeq and is a predicted model, not a curated record.